GCAAACCGCCUGAGCUCUGAGCAGGGGGCAGUUUGAGCAUAUUGAUGCGAGUGAAUGUGCACACGCGUGUGGCCGCCUCAUCUGUGACACGCAGGUGAGAAGCCUCAAAGGCAGCUGAGCAGUGGCAAAUUCCGCCCGCCGCUUGUCCCGCAUGCAGGCCCAAUCGACCCUUUCUGCCCCGGUCUCUUGACCAAUCCCUCUUUCCGUUUCCACAGUCUUGUCGGAAAGGUCGAGCAGUCAGUGUUGUGACAACUGUCAGUACAUGGCAUGCCCUGGGGUGACCUGAACGUCGGUUUCGACCGUCGGAAUUCCUCGUAUUAUGGCAUGAAAUCCGAGAAGUCGAGAUCGAAGAUUCACCUUCACAGACCUACAUUCGAGAGCUCCAUCUCUAUGUCCUGGUUCGACAUUCCCUUCACUAGUGCAAUAUCCCGACACAAGGCAUAAUUUGCGUCCCAAGGCACAAGCAGAAUCGCUGUCGUAGUUGUUGGGAUGCUGUUGGUCAUCAUUUGAUGUCCCCUCGUUCUUCAUCGAGGGUCGAUCGGACAGCAGCUGAAUCACGUUCAGCGAAAAUUCGAUCUUCUGCGACAAGAUUUUGGAACACGAAGGAGGCAGCAGCUUUGUGCAUGAAUCGCAGCAAUGCGUUUCCCCUGUGCCUGCUGCAGUCGGGUGUUUCUAGGAUAGCGGGCUUUGGAUUUUGAACCUGUUCGCGUGAUUCGGCCGACAAUUCGAGCAUCCUCUCACCAUGCGGUUCGGUCGGACUGCGGCCACCUUUUUGCGUCGAGCGUGGGAUCAAGCAUCUCACACUUCCAACCCAUCCCCACAUCUCACCUCUCGACACCACGAAAGUGCACUUGCAGUUGGAGGCCGAUGGGCUCGAAGAUCGUAUUCAUCGCGGGCGAGCGGGGAGGAAAUUGGUCGACAGCAGAAGGCUGUGAUGCGAUCGAGCUACUUCCGGCGGAGGGGCGAUUCUUAUCGGUCAAUUCUCAUCGCGGUAGCUGCCACGGGAUGUUUGGGAGGUCUGUACGUGGUCGUCUCGGAUUCACGCGUCGAUCGUAGGGACUCGGAAGGAUUGCCCCCGAAGAAGAAGGUCGUGCUGCUGGGCACGGGUUGGGCGGGCAUGAGCUUCCUCAAGGACAUCAACACGGACCUCUACGAUGUGCAGGUGAUCUCCCCGCGGAACUACUUCGUCUUCACGCCGCUGAUUCCCAGCGUGACGAACGGGACGGUGGAAGCGCGGAGCAUCGCGGAGCCGAUCCGGAGAAUGUGCAAGAACAAGAAGAAGGAAGUGAGGCUCUUCGAGGCCAAGUGCCUGGAAAUCGACCACAACAACAAGCGCCUCCUGUGCCGAGACAUCUCGGACGUCACGGUGAAGGGCAAGGAGGAGUUCAUCGUCGACUACGACUUCCUGGUGGUGGCGGUGGGGGCGCUGUCCAACACCUUCGGCGUCCCCGGGGUCGAGAAGUACUGCCACUUCCUCAAGGAACUCGAGGACGCCACGAGGAUCCGAGACACGGUCGUGGACUGCUUCGAGACGGCGUGCCUGCCUCACCUGACGGACGACGACAGGAGGAAGAUGCUCAGCUUCGUGAUCGUGGGCGGCGGCCCAACCGGUGUAGAAUUCGCAGCGGAGCUUCACGAUUUGGUGCACCAGGAUAUGGCGAAGCUCUACCCGUCCGUGCAGGAGCACGUCUCGGUGACGGUGAUCGAGGCCGUGGACCACAUCCUCAACACCUUCGACGCCCGCAUUCAGGAGUACGCCGAGAGCAAGUUUCGUCGGGACGGCAUGUUCCUGAAGACCAAUUGCCAGGUGAAGAAGGUGAACGAGGGCGAGAUCGUCUACUUCGACAAGAAGGCGAAUCAGGAGGUCGCCCUGCCAUUCGGCCUCGCCGUGUGGUCCACUGGGCUCGGGACCCGGCCUCUGGUGAAGGAUUUCAUGGUGCAGGUAGGGCAGGGCGACAGGAAGGUGCUCGCCACUGAUGAAUGGCUUCGAGUCAAGGGGUGCGAUGCCACUUACGCCAUGGGGGAUUGCGCCACGGUCGAGCAGCGCAAGAUCAUGGAGGACAUAAACCUUUUAUUCAAGCUGGCGGAUGCAGAUAAGUCCGGGAAAGUGACGGUGGACGAGUUCGAGGAGCUGAUGGAGCUCGUAAGAGAGAGGUACCCUCAGAUCGACUCUUUCAUGAAGAAGAAGCAGCUCAGGGAUUUGAAAACUCUCAUUAAGCGCGCCGAGGCCACCGAUCAGACCGAUGCCGUGGAAGUGGAUCUCGAUCGGUUCAAGAUGGCCGUGGAGCAGAUCGAUGCUCAGAUGACGAGGUUUCCUGCCACCGCGCAGGUGGCUGCACAACAGGGAUCGUACUUGGCCAACUGCUUCAAUCACCUGCCAUUCGACUCCGAAGCAGCCCAAGGGCCGGUCCGUGUGAGAGGAGAGGGCCACCAUCGAUUCAAGCCCUUCAUGUACAAGCAUCUGGGGCAGUUUGCUCCUCUGGGAGGCGAGCAGGCCGCAGCCGAGCUGCCCGGAGACUGGAUCUCCAUCGGCAGGAGCACCCAAUGGCUCUGGUACUCGGUGUAUGCUAGUAGGCAAGUUAGCUGGAGAACCAGGGCUCUCGUAGUCUAUGACUGGACCAAACGACUUUUCUUCGGAAGGGAUUCCAGUCGCCUGUGAUCUCUCCGUCUACACUCGGCGCUUUACCUUCCGAGUGGAUCAUGACACACUGAUCAUGAUCACUGAUCUGAAGAGGCCCUCUUCACAUCAGUGGUGGAUUUUAUCCUCCAUUUUAUCCUCCGAAUGGAGGAUUAAAUCCUCCAUUCGGACCUGCUCCACUCACGUCCCAGCAGGUCGUUAACUGCCAACGUCGCAUGAUGGCGUCCAAGACGGGAGCUGUGAACGGAGCGAGCGUGCACCACGAAUCUUUAUAUUGGAAGGAUCAACAGGCGCCGUUCAGAUAGUUAGACUUAGGACCAAUUGAUGAUUUUUUGUAUAUAACUGGCUACUUCGGCCAGUCUCGGGUUUUCGAAAUCCUCGUGCAAUUUCUUGUGCUAUUAUCUGGAGCAUCUCUGGAUCUCCGAUACGCCGCUGAAGGGAUUCUAAAUGUCCUGAUUCCCAUAAACAGAGUCAUAUCUGUGUGUGUGAACUCGAAAAUUUGGAUGCAAAUUGUUGCGAACGUGAAUGCUGUAUGCUCCUUAUGAAGCUUUUUCUGAGGGCUUCCUUAACGUCUCACGGAUGAAGUUAAGACUGGGCGUUGCCCUUGUGUUUGGGUUUUAACUAAGGCAGAGCUCACUAUUUUCCUGCUAGUUUCUCAUCACAUCCAUGUUCUCAACGGAAACGAGCAGCGAAGAACGAGUUCAAGUGAAGUAGCUUGCAUAAUACAGUUGGGCAGAAUGGAGUUCUACUAACUCAUCACUACUUGUCAACAUUCUAUCUCUGAAACCAGAACUUGCUCCACUGUACUAAGUUAUAGUAUUGACUAUGGUGGAUACUCUCCGUGCUUGAAGGUUUCAAACUUCAAGCACAUUCGUUCCAAAAUAAAACCAACCGGAAGGAUCAUUACGUAACGGAA
Marchantia polymorpha subsp. ruderalis is the source of this 3554-nucleotide messenger RNA. The record is from the annotation of a GenBank genome assembly. Lineage: Eukaryota; Viridiplantae; Streptophyta; Marchantiopsida; Marchantiales; Marchantiaceae.